GGCUGUUGCGUGCCUUAUUGCUUUAAUAGUACCGAAAAAGGAUUUUCAAUGAGGAGUUUUCCAUCAAAUGUAAUUCGAAGGGCAGAAUGGAUAGAAAAUAUUAAAAUCCACGGUGGUAAUCAAUCAUUAAGAUGGAAAUCCACAAAAAACUUAUUUGUAUGUGAAAUUCACUUUUCGGCAGAAAUGUGGGAAAAAGUACGGGUGGAUGGGAAAAAAAAGCUAAAAGCCAAUGCCAUUCCAACAAUCUUUUAUCCUCUCCAAAAUAAAGACAUUCCAACUGUAGAAGGAAACGUACAUAUUAUAUGUGAUAAAAAUACAAUACAAUCAAAUGAUAUUCUCGAGGUUUCUUCAUCUUCAGUAAAACAAUCCUCCACAGAUUUUGAUAAAAAAAAAUGCAGCUAAUAGUACAAAAAGAUUUCGGGAAAGUGAAAAUGAAGUAAAUACUUCAACAGACUCAAUGAUAUUUGUAAAUAAUAAUGAUACUGCACUUGUGAUUGAAUGGAAAAGAAAAUUAGAUGAAGCAAAUAAAAAAUUAGAGAUAGCAAAUAAAAAGAUAGAGAUGGCAAAUAUCAUCAUCCAUAAGAAUAACAAGACAAAAAGAAAUCUUCUAAAACGUCUACAACAAUUAAAAAAUUGUACUAACAAUAAGUCACAAAGAGAACUGACGACUCCUCUAGCAGCAGACUUAUUAUAUAUGGUGUUUAAUGAUGAUCAGAUAGAAUACCUUAAAGCUACACAUGAAAAACGUCGUUUAUAUAAAUGGACAGAUGAAACUAUUAAAAAAGCAGUACGGCUCAAACAUGCAUGUGGAGAUAAUGGAUACAAUGAGUUAUUAAAGCAACAUAUUCCUUUACCUUCACCUCGUACUUUGCGCAGACGAUUAGAAUCCAUUACUUUCAAAGAUGGAAUUUGUGAUGACAUUCUUGAAUUAUUAAAAGAAAAGGUAUUAAAGUUUCCAGAUGAACGAGAUACAGAUUGUAUGCUUUGUGUAGAUGAAAUAAGCUUAACACCAGGUGAACAAAUAGAUCCUUCCACUAAUCGCACUAUAGGAUAUGCUACAAUUCCCGAUAAUGUGGUAAAUGUUUGAUUUAGAAUAAAGCAAGUGGCAGACGAUGCUUGUUUUCUUGCUGUAUUGCUAACUGAAUUAAA
Messenger RNA from Cyphomyrmex costatus, 1149 nucleotides. RefSeq lists its product as uncharacterized. Bases 458 to 1087 code for a protein of 209 amino acids. The transcript has 3 exons. The record is from RefSeq and is a predicted model, not a curated record. Lineage: Eukaryota; Metazoa; Arthropoda; Insecta; Hymenoptera; Formicidae.